CUUGAGGUUUGUUGACAAUAUGGCAGAAUGGUGUUAGUUUAUGUGUCAUUACGCUAUUUACAAUGAUGAAUCCAGUAUUCAAAUCAUACAGUUGACAUGCAGCUGCUGCUUCAAAAUGCAUGAACUUUUUACGCAAGUUCUGUCGCACAAGGAUCUCUCAAAGGCUGGUGACUUAUUCAAUGUAUCCGAUCAUGUGAUUGUGAACGAUCUAACCGACGUGAUCAAUAAGAUCCGGGAGAUUGCCAGCUUGCCAGAAUACACACGCAAUGACAAUGACCAGAGUGUUGUGGAAAUAUGCAUCACCCGGGUCACUUCCGCCAUCAGGGAAACUGGCAGCAUUGAGCAGCAUGCGGAGGCCCUUGUGGCUCUCCUGCAGACUUGCCUCAAUCACAACCUCCGUCCCUCAAGUCGCGAUAGUGACCCGCCACAUGCAAAAAUUGCUUCUGAUGUUGUGUCUUGUAUAUUCCUGAACUACCACAAGCGGGAAGUGAUGGCGCUGGCUCUCCCAGUGGCGGUGAAGUUCCUUCAUAAAGGAAACAAGGAGCUGAGCCGCAACAUGAGUUCCUACCUCUCCCUGGCAGCUAUCGAGGCAGCUGAUCUUCUAGCCAUGCACAUACAACCUAUCAUAGACUCUGUUAUCUCAGGCAACUACUCCCUGUCUCGAGUUCUGCCCCAGAUAUAUGCUGUCAAGAAGGAACCUAUCCAUGACCAUGUUAUGACUUUGGUUUCCCUUCUGCCGCAGUGUGAUACCAAUGAAAAACUUGGACUUCUCAUGCUCUUUUCCCUUGUUGCCAAGAACAGACCUGCGCUGCUAGAACCAUCAUUACCACAACUAGUAGAGUGUCUCAGCAUAAGUGGUACUUCUAUGGCCACGCUACAGAUAUUUGUAGAGUUGUGCUCUUGGCGGCCAGGCCCCUUCACAGAGCAUGUGACCAGAUUAAAGAGCAUUAUUGAACAGCAGCCUCAUUGUUUAUUUGAGUUGAUUUAUUUUGUAAUGGCAGCUGUGGGCAGACUCAGCAAAGAGAAGGGCAAGAGCGCUCUUGACUACAUUGCUCAGCAGCUCCCAAAAGUUGACUCCGCAAAUUUGGGAGUUGUACUGAGGAGGUGCAGGUGUUUGUGUAGCCAGUACCCGGCUCUUUUGGUGGAGUCAGAGUCCUUGCUCACUGCCGUCAACAAGUGCAUGGACCGUGCCAAUGUAUCAAAUACUAAUGUUAACCAUACACCUGGAGGCGUAACAAUUGUGCGUGUGGGUGGAGGGGUGGUAAUAGAACAGAAACCGUGGUUGGGUCCAGUCGAACAGACAUCAGCCUGCCCUCACGAGAUCUUGCCAUCUUUCAACCACACACUUCAAACACGGCCAAUGCAGGGAAGUUUGGCCACAAUACCACAGAGCACUGGCCGUCUAGGUUCCUCUACAAUCCAGCUUGACAAAUCCAUGACACGCAUCAGUUCAUCUCAUGGCUUGCAUAUGAAUCGAUCCAUAACAGUGUUAGCACCUCCCUCCCGUCUGUUUUCUGCGUCAUUUGGGGCCAAGUUCUGGCCACCUCCCAGGGUCAACCAUAGGCCACCACAUGGGGGCUCACAGUCCACCACCUCCAGCUGGGUUCCAAUGUCCACAGUCUCACCAUUGCCUGGUACAGUAAGCCCAGCAAAAAGCAUGAGUUCCUCUUUAGCAACACUGAGAGAAGGAACUGGAGAGCUUGGGGCAUCUUCCGGUGUUUUAGGAUCCCAUCAGUCUCAGGCUACCUUGCUGCCCCCUGAUGUGUCCCAGAGCACGGCAGUCACACACACAGGGCAUCAUACACUCUCACUCCCAUUGCACUUAUCGUCUAGAGAGCUUGUGAGUUCUGUCACAACCAGUCAUGCAGUGGCAACAAGGUCCAAUACCACAUUAACACACAUCACCCAUGAUCCUCACACCACUACAACAAAUGCAUGUACACAGAGAAUCAGUGUCUUUGAGCCCUUUGCUAUGCGUGAUACAGUCCAACACUUCUGUGAGAAACAUCUUGAUAAAAUCAAGGCAUACAUGCAGAAGGUUUUUGUCAAACUUCCUCUACCAAUACGCUGUGGUAUAGAAGAGAGGAAGAACAAGAAGCAUGCCAAGCUUUACUUUGCCUGUCAGGGAAGGGAGCACUGCCUCUAUAGCAAACAUUUCUUCACCAUGAAAACCAGAAACCCAAGGAUUUGGAUACACCUCAUGUUCUAGCACUUCAGUAGGCAAGCAUGUGCACGUUCAUCUGUAGCACUUAGCACUCGAGAAACACAAGUGAGCAGUCUCAAGAAUUGCUGGGAUAUACUUAAAUGUGACACAAAGACGUUUGUAACUUUGGUAACCUCAGCAUUCCCAUCAGCAAAGGACAUGGACAUGCUGUUACAUGAGUUACGAAAUGCAAGGUUCUUUGAUGUGUUCGAGUACAAUGGUGUUGAACAGCAGUGGGGUUGCUUUCUCUGUAACCAUCCUGAUCGGGCGCGGGGCUUUGUCGAUGAGGACACGCCAGUGAUAGAGGGACAACUCAAAGAGAAGAAGAGCAAGUGGAAAAUUUUCCGCAGGUGGCGAACCAGGUACUUCACGCUCUCAGGGGCUCAUCUGUCCUAUAGGGGGGCUGGCACGGAACAGGACAAGGUGGAAGAAAAGGGAGGAAUUGACGUGCACCAGAUACGCAGUGUGAAGGUGAACAGAGGCGGCAGCAGACACAUUCCCAAAGCAUUUGAAAUAUUUACAGAUAACAAGUCAUUUGUUCUUAAGGCUAAGGAUUCCAGCAAUGCAGAGGAAUGGGUACGAUGUCUCUCCAUUGUUGUUGCCCAUUCGCACUCACGGGAAGAGCAGAGCCAUGGCGCUCCCAAGACUACCACAUCCUUCCUCGUAGCUUCAUGUUAUUAA
Molecule: messenger RNA, 2884 nt
Organism: Penaeus vannamei (Pacific white shrimp)
Lineage: Eukaryota; Metazoa; Arthropoda; Malacostraca; Decapoda; Penaeidae
Source: RefSeq, a predicted model, not a curated record